Molecule: messenger RNA, 1047 nt
Organism: Anoplopoma fimbria (sablefish)
Lineage: Eukaryota; Metazoa; Chordata; Actinopteri; Perciformes; Anoplopomatidae
Product: SLAM family member 5-like
Exons: 7
Coding region: 50-1033 (327 amino acids)
Source: RefSeq, a predicted model, not a curated record
GUUACACGGACUAGAAGAGGAAACAGACGUUGUAUCUCUCCCCACAGAGAUGGUUGGUGGUUGCCUGAGCUGCUUCUUUACAUACAUUUCUGUGCUGCUUCUUGGGGUUUGCCUCUAUGAUGUGGAGACUUCCAGUUGUGAAAGAAACAUCCAUAAAAAAGUUGGCGACACCGUGGAGUUGUUAUCAUGCUCACCAGCUGAAGGGGUCACCUCGGCAUAUUGGAAAUAUGAAGGGUUAAGAAUUGCGAGCAAAAAUGUGUAUGUUUCUGGAAAACAUCAGUUCGAGGAAAGAUUAAACCUAAACCUUUCAAGCUUAGAUUUAACAGUGAGAGGACUGACUCUCCAAGAUUCUGGUGUGUUCAGUUUUCUCUCAGAGGCGAAUAACAAACAAAGGCCGACAGUAACCAUCACUCUGCAUGUUCAUGAGCCCAUAACUAUAGCGCCCGCUGUGACUUCCAAUUCCACCUGGCACCCCCUGAACCAAUCCUGUACAGUUUUGCUGGAGUGCAGUGCAACCACUGACAGCCCAGGUGUCACCUACACCUGGGCUGUUGGGAACGAAACCAUGAAUGGCUCCAGCCUGCAACACGUCAUCACCCCUCAGGACGGAGACACCAGAUUCACCUGCACAAUCUCCAAUUUUGUCAAUGAGAAGUCGACAAUCGAAACAGUGAAGUGCAGCAACGUUACACCUGUCACAUUGGAAAAAGGCCAACUCUUUGUCGUUCUCCUGAGUGCGGCAGGAGGAGUUUGUCUGAUGAUUGUCAUUAUAGUUGGAGUAGCUGUGUAUGUUUGUCACCGCAAACGAAGUCAAGCAGGUGUUGACCCAGAUGAGCUCACAGUGUAUGCUGAUAUCAAUGAUGUUGCAAAUGAGGCUGGGACUUCAUCUGCCAUGAAGGCAUGCACACUGUAUGAAACCAUUGAUACCAGAGUCAACACACCAGUCACACCCGGGCCACAGACUGUGUACGACAAGAUCCAGUUCAGUCGCAUGAGGAAGCCGUCGGUGUCACCCUACCAAGAUAUUUCCUAGAGGGUCCCAGCACA